Molecule: messenger RNA, 674 nt
Organism: Melitaea cinxia (Glanville fritillary)
Lineage: Eukaryota; Metazoa; Arthropoda; Insecta; Lepidoptera; Nymphalidae
Exons: 3
Coding region: 39-611 (190 amino acids)
Source: RefSeq, a predicted model, not a curated record
UUAGUGUUGUUGUCAGUUGUUGUUUGGAUUCAGCUGUAAUGAGACGGACUGUAUUUGUUUGUAUCUUACUUAGCCAGAUACUGGCAGCUUCACCGUGGCGAAGUGACCCCGGCAGGUUCACCUGUCACAGUUACUCGCACCCUCUCUUCUGCUCCACAUCCUGGAGUACGCGACACCCGUGUUACUCUCCAGCAUCCUCAUCGUGCGGAGUGCGCGUUAAGCCCUUUCUAAAUCUGCUUAUUGAUGACCCUCCGCUGAAACUUGAUACUUAUACACCAGAUCUUUUCGAAGUCACGGAGAAAACAUCGAAAAUCCUUCACAAACUGCACACAGUAGCUGAGGAUUUCGAACAAGUUGCUGAAGAAUACAUCCAAAUACAUACGAGUAUAAAUGAAACUUCUGAGGAAGAACAGGCAGAAUAUGACGAUGAUGAAGUAACACGUUGUAUUGAUGAUGAAAUAGAUAUAAGAGACGCCGAAGAUGACUCUUGUGAGGAAGAUGUUGUCAAUACUUCUACUGAAGAUGAUGACUGCAGUGACGUGUCAGGUGAACAACACGAUGUUGAUCAACCAGUUUUAGAUAUAGAGAUAAGAAUAAGGAGUAAAAUAUAAUAUAGAAAUGUAUAAAUAAAUUAUAUUCUCUACUUCUAAUUUUAUAUUUGAAGAUUAUUAUGU